GCGACAUCUAGAUCAACACUUCGGGUCGCGCGAAACGGGUCUUAUCGAUGCAGUUGCUGAGAAGCUGAAGCAGGAUGUCACUGCCACCGUGGAGGCGCAGGCAACAACACUGCGGUCAGAGGUCGAGAGAGGCACGAAAGCUGCAGUAGCGCAAAAUCGCGACGAGCUCGUCGCUGAGUUGGGGCAGGAACAGCGGAAUGGCCUAGCGGCAACUCGACAGGAAAUCACAGAGGUGCGAGAAGAAAUCGUAGAGAUGAAGCAGAAGAUUUCUGCACGAUUGAAGGACUUCGUAACCAGCAAUGACGACGCGCAAAAUGUGCAUCGGGAAAAGGUCGAAGAGUUGCAUCUGCAACUCGGUACUGUCCAGACGCAGCUGCGUGAGUUCGUCGAUGCGAAAGCACAGGCGACUUUCGCUGCGGCAUCAAAAGCCGCAGCCGAAAUCAACGACCGAGUAUCGAGAUUAGAGGCGGAGCAGCACGAACUUUUGUCGAAAGCUAAGCAAGAAAUCGUCGAACAAAGUACUAAGCGAAAUGCCGACUCGGAUAGUGAGCAAAAUGUGGAUAACAAGAUGAUGACGAUCGCUCGCAGGCUGCGUGAGGAAGUGACGCAUCUUGUCCAGCAGAACAUUGCUACCGAGGCAGAGGCGAGACAAACUGGCUUGGCCGAUUUCAAGUCGAAACUUGGCGUGUAUGUGAAAGAAAAC
This is a messenger RNA of Amoebophrya sp. A25, 703 nucleotides long. The record is from the annotation of a GenBank genome assembly. Lineage: Eukaryota; Dinophyceae; Syndiniales; Amoebophryaceae.